CAUACUGCACAGAAUGCAGUAAGUAGUAUGCUAGUAUUCCUUUUCAGACACAGACACCAAACAUAUCUUCAUGUGACCCAACCAUUCAUUUUUGUCUUCUGUAGAGGAAUUUAUUUCAUUUAAUUUCAUCUUUCUUAGUCCAUAUACCACAGCUCCUGGAGAAAUCCUGGAGUAUCUUAAAGAUGACAAGGCUUUUCAGAGAUACCAAAUGUUUGGGGUUUGGCUAAUAUUUGUAAUUUAUCUUUAGACAUCACAAAACUUCAUGGAACAAAUAAUAUUAUCAUUAGUAUUUGAUAGAUUUAAUAAUAAAAAAUAAAAACAUCUUGUAAAAAAAGUUGAAACAAAGUUUAUAUUUUAAUGCAUGAUAUUGCUUUCUUUGACAAAGAUUUCUUCUCUGUGGGACAUUAGUACAGCACAUGGGUUUUCACAUUAUUAUUAUUAUUAUUAUUAUUAUUAUUGUGUGUGUGUAAGAAGAAAAUUAGCUUGAAAGCUAAGUGGGAGUUGCCCUCUACAAAGGACAUAAAAUUAAAUAUGAAUAAAAAAACUAUUAUUGGCAUAUGUUUCUAAUGCAUAAAACACUAGGUUGACAUUAAACGUCGAUAAAAACAUUAAAAAUUAAUAAUAAUUAAAAAAAUAAAUAAAUAAAAAAACCGUUUUUUUUUUUUGCUGGAUCACAGGAGGAUUUAACACAGAUAUGGUACAGCAGCGCCCUCUGUCGGAUCGGAGCAUCACAUGUCUUUCAGUCAUGCGCAACAGGUAACCUUACCUGAGUGAUUACAGAUAUAGAACAGCUGAUGGUAGAUGCCUUGUCCCUUUAGCUUUUAAAACAAGCCUUUGACUUGAACAGAAGAAAGAAAACAACAGAAAAAGAAAGUAAAAACGAUUAUAAGUUUAAAAUGCCACGACGGCAUUUAUUGUGUAAAUUCUGUCUCCUGAUAAUAAUAUAUUUGACUUUUCUGGCGAGCAGUGUGGAGAUAAACAGAAAUGACGGACAAACAUAUGCAGGAGGUGUAGGUAGAGAGCGUUAUGCGUUCUUUGCGUUGCGCAGCUGCCAUCAGGUUCUUCGUAGCGACAGUGGUGAGUUCUUUUCUCCUGACUACCUGUGCUCAAAUCCCCCCGUCUGGUGCAACUGGACCAUCCAGGUGAAUCCUGGGAGGCGUUUGCAGCUGUAUCUGGAGGACCUGACGUCCUCAGAGGCCUGUCACCUGAAGAGUGAUCAGAUCCACCUGGAUGAGUCUCCAGUUGCUGCUGGGGCACAACGAAUCCUGGAGAGAUGCUGGAGAACAGCCACGUACACAUCCAUGUCCAACACCGUUCAAGUGGUGCUGCUUAUCGACGGAAACCAGCUCUCACCGUACAGAGGCUUCUAUGGACACUUUAAAGCUUUUGGACCUCUCGAUUCUCCUGACCACAUUGAUCAAGGUUUUCCCGUAGAUGUGAUCGAAGAGGCAUUAGUUGGUAAUAAAGAAGUGGAUAAGGUUACGAAUGCGCCACCAGAUCUUAGAGGUGUCGCAGCAGAUGUCAAACUGUCAAUGGUGAAAGCACAAACCUCUCCUCCUGCUCUAACAAACCCUGUGAUAUUCAGCCAGUUUGAGUCCACUUCAGUGUCCAAUGAGCUAUCUAUCGAGGAGGAACCUUGGGAAAACAGUCCAUCUGGGAACCAAGAAGCAUCUUCUGGAUCCACGGACUCAACUCCCCGUGUUUUUACUUCUGGUUACUAUGACGAUGUUGGAUUUAUUGACGACUUGUACCACAACGAUAAUUCCAUUGCAAUACCACAGGAAAAUGCAGGUCGUUGGACGGCUGAGAGCCGCAAACGACAACCUAAAGAUGGAUCAGCUCAAGUCCGCUCCAAAUACCAGCCCGCGUAUACACGCAUGGCAAACAUCACCCUCAGCACUGUUAAACCAGCUGCCAGGUCUCCAUCUGCCAUGCGCAGGAAUGUGGAUGCACAAUCCCUCUCUCCCAGUGAAACUGAGCCAGCCAGAGCCAAAAUGGUGUCUGAUGUUGAGGAAGUAAGGUGGGUGAGAGUGGGACAGCAGGAUGAUCUGGACGAUGUUUCUAUGAAGGCAACAGUGACGGACAGCGCAGUCACACCACCUGCCCUUUUGGACCCGCAUGAGGGCAGUUCUACCAACAUUCAUGCUACCAGACAACCCAAAUUGCACCGCAGAUCUAAAGAGAAAACUCAAUACCUACAAACCAUACGAAAUGUGACCCACAACAUCCAUUUACCUGGAGAGCUCUUGUUAGAGGUGGCUGUGGAGGUUAGUCUGGAGUCUGGGCAUCAUGAGAAAUCAUCUUCCCUCAGGACUGCUUUAGAGACAAUAAUAAAAGAAGAGCUUGGACAUGUCACGGUAAAAAGUCUAGACUUAAAAAGAUUAAAAAAGUUGAGUUCUGGAGUUUUGUUCAUCAUGUGGGUGCAGUUUCAGAAGGCCGUUGUAGGUCCGCACACACAUGGGGUUCUUCAGUCCGGUCUGCAAGGGCUUCAGGGCAAAAGUAUCAAAUCACAAACCAGCAAAAUCCACGGCGUCAUCAUGUCCGUCUCUACUGAAGACAUCAAUGAGUGUGAGACACAGCUGGUAGUGUGUGGUGCACACUCGGAGUGUGUGAAUCAGUUUGGAUCAUACUCCUGUAGCUGUCUCCAUGGUUGCCAUGAAUCUCGUCAUGGAUUGGACAGGACCGUUUGUGAGAAGUCCACGUCCUCUGACUGUAGCUGGACAUCAUUUCCUUCAGUCCUCAGGGGUGUUUACGCUGUCUGUUGCCUGCUCACGUUGCUCAUCUUGUUGUUGUUGGUUGUGGUCGCUCUUCUGUACCGUCGAUACUAUAGAGGCGCUUUCCUGCCACGCUGCCAGGGAUCCAGCAUUAGCAGUGCUGUGGAAACGGUUACCAAUGAUGGUGACAACAAUAACACUACAGGAAGUGACCCCUCCAGAUUCCCGCCUCCACCCAUCAGACUGUCCAAAGAUGGUCUCCGCUCUCUUGAUCUUCCUCUAUUACGAUUUAGCCCUCUGUCGCCCCCUGAUGGAUUUAAGAGUAAAAUACAUACAGAGAAUCACCAGUUUUGAUAGUUACACCUGCCGUUACUCUUGAUUGAGAGUGCUGUAUGGUGACCAAUAGAGGUGCACGUAAGUGCAUUACAUGUUACCGAGUGAAACGACUCUCUUCUGUAUAACUGGUCUUGACUGGACGGUUUAGCUGUUCAUUUUGGGUUUCACGUGUGGUGUUUUGUUUGUGCUUUAGUUCAUGAUUUCUGAAGCAUCUUGAAUGUUGACUGCCUGUAAAGAUUUACAGCUUAUUUUCAUUCUGUUCUAUUCAUUUUUGGCCAGUCACAGUAGACUUGUUACUCUCAGAAAUAGUUGAUAAAAGAGCUUUCUGUACUUUUGUGGUUUUAUGUAUGUUAAAUAAAUGUAUGUUUGUGUGUGA
Myxocyprinus asiaticus (Chinese sucker) is the source of this 3426-nucleotide messenger RNA. RefSeq lists its product as uncharacterized. The record is from RefSeq and is a predicted model, not a curated record. The transcript has 10 exons. NCBI's taxonomy places the organism in Eukaryota, Metazoa, Chordata, Actinopteri, Cypriniformes, Catostomidae. Gene Ontology annotation, molecular function: calcium ion binding. The coding region runs from base 897 to 3068 and encodes 723 amino acids.